AUGGCGUCCAUAAAAGCGUUCACAGACAUGGCGCUAAAGGUUAGUCAGGCUGUACUGGUCGUGCUGGUGAUGAGGGUGCAGACACAGUUGUUGCCCGGCUCCUGCAGUUUCGAGACGGAUGCAUGUGGCUACACAUAUGACCUGGCUCAUGCUGCAUGGACAUUAAAUGGUGAAGGUCGUUUUAUCACAGCAGACUCCUCAUUAAUGGAGCAGUCAGACAAGGCUAUCUUGGUGAGCCCUGAACUUGAAAUAUCUGACUGGAGCUGCUUGCGGCUGGUGUACCAGAUCACUGGGGCCGGCUCCCUUCUGGUACAUUUACGCCCUGACGGAGAGAACUUCGACCAUGUCCUAUGGACGGCAGACAAACCCUCUGACAGUUGGCUCAUAGCCAGCAUGGAUCUUCGUAACAGGUCCCAGAUCUUCCAGCUUCUGAUGGAGGCCAGGCCUGAUCGAGGAGCAGGAAACAGCAUCGCUAUUUUUGAAAUUCAUGUUAUCCCAGGCUACUGCAUAGAAUGUAACUUUGAAGAGGAUCAUUUGUGUGGCUACAGAAACCAGUGGAAUCCCAACGUGAACUGGUACGUCGGUGGCAGCCGUAACCAAGAAUCUCAGUCCUACCUGCCUUACGACCACACCAUGAACGAUGAGAGAGGUCACUACAUGUAUGUGGACUCGGUUUAUGCCAAGGGGUUCCAGGAGGUGGCAAAGCUUGUGUCGCCCAUGAUCACCGCUCCCGUGACUGGCUGUUUGUCCUUCUACUAUCAAAGGAACCAAGCAAGGGGGAACUUCUUCUCUGUGUUUACCAAGGACCAGCUGGGUCACUAUGAGGAAAUAUGGAGGCCGGACGUGUAUGCCACAUCCACCUGGAAACUAGUGCAAGUGGAUAUUAAGGCACACCAUCCCUUAGAGGUGGUGUUUGAGGUGGCAUUCAACAGUCCUCGCGGUGGCUUUGUAGCUGUGGAUGACAUUUCAUUUUCUUCCGAGUUCUGCCACAAUGAGACAGAGCCCACCUUUGACCCCUCUCUAGCUAACUGUGAUUUUGAGGAAAGCAUGUGUCAGUACUAUCAGGAGCACAUUCUGGGGGCUGUGUGGAACAGAGUUAACAUCAGGCCAAACGUCUACAGAGUCGGAGAUCAUACUACAGGCUCGGGCUGGUUUCUCAUCGCCAACACUAUGUUUACCUCACGCUAUGGUUACGUGGGCCGUCUGCACGGGCCCUUUCUGCCGGGGGACCACAAAUACUGCCUCAGGUUCUACUACAUGCUGCAGGGUUUCGGGAAGAUCGACAAUGCUCUGGCUAUAUAUGUUUACGAUGAGAACAACGUGGCUCAGGAAAGAAUCUGGACCUCGUCUGAGAUCUCCAGAAAUGUGUGGACAGAGGCGGAGGUCACCUAUCAUAAGCCGAUGGCCACUAAGAUAGUGUUUGUUAGCAUCUGCAAGAACUUCCUAGAGUGUGGACAUGUAGCUCUGGAUGACAUCAGUGUGACUCUUGGAGACUGUAGCAUUACAGUGGGGCCACUGCGACCACCACCAGGACACUGUUACUUUGAGACGGGUGACUGUGGAUAUACUCAGGAGAAGAAGAGUAAGAAAGAAAUACACUGGUUACGGACCAGGGGGUGGACACCCACGUCCUACACAGGACCCAAAGGGGACCAUACCUUAGGGGUAGGGUACUACAUGUUCAUUGAGGCAUCUCACAUGCUACCUGGCCACCCUGCACGACUGUUAAUACCAGAGCUGCGGGGCUCAUACAGUCCCCAGUGUCUGACCUUCUUCUACCACAUGUAUGGAUCAGGAACAGGCAUCCUCAAUGUCCUGCUGCGACAGGAGGACAGACAUAAGAAAGAAAGAGUGCUCUGGAGUAGACACAGAGAGCAGAGUAUCUCCUGGAUGAAGGCCACCGUGGAUUAUGAAUGCUUUACCAAGCACAAGAUUAUAUUUGAAGCCAUAAGGGGCCCUUCAAUCAGAAGUGAUAUUGCUAUUGAUGACGUAGUGUUCCGAAUGGGACCCUGCAAUGAUUUUGGAGACAGCAUGUCAUACUCGGGCUUCUCAGAGAACUUCAACGAGAUUGAGUACUGAGAAAGGCACUGGAAUAUUGUAUGUCUGUAUCUAUUUGUUUGUUGUUGGGUUGGGUUGUGAUUUAAUUACACAUGACCAUGCUGAGAGUCGCAUUUUAUUGCUUGUCUUAGCGGAAUUUACAUUCUCGGUGUCUGCUUGGGAAAAUAAAGUUCCAGUUUUAGAGGUCACAUGGACAGCUUGUGCACAUCUCAUUUUAUAAAUGCUGGUGUAAUUGUUUUCGAGGUUCUGUGCUUUUUUUCUGUGCUGGCAUUACCCAGUAUUUUAUGGUUGGGUGUCUUCUUGCUUUAAAAUUCACCCAAAGAGCACUUUCACUUUUUUAAUAUGGACACUGUGUAUUUAUGCAGAAACAAAAAUCAUGUUUUUAUUGUUUAUAUUGUGUGUAAUCAAAUAAUUAAAGUAAGUCAGUUAUAUACCACUUUUGUUGGCUUUUGAUAUGUUGGUUUUUGAUACAUUAUUGUUUUGUACUUUUUACUUGCAUUCAAAUCAAAUGAAGACA
This is a messenger RNA of Trichomycterus rosablanca, 2575 nucleotides long. It is a transcript of the gene mamdc2a, whose product is annotated as MAM domain containing 2a. The record is from RefSeq and is a predicted model, not a curated record. Gene Ontology annotation, cellular component: membrane. Bases 1 to 2079 code for a protein of 692 amino acids. Lineage: Eukaryota; Metazoa; Chordata; Actinopteri; Siluriformes; Trichomycteridae. The transcript has 14 exons.